Molecule: messenger RNA, 1239 nt
Organism: Tarenaya hassleriana
Lineage: Eukaryota; Viridiplantae; Streptophyta; Magnoliopsida; Brassicales; Cleomaceae
Product: FAD-dependent urate hydroxylase-like
Exons: 6
Coding region: 27-1208 (393 amino acids)
Molecular function (GO): FAD binding
Source: RefSeq, a predicted model, not a curated record
GCGAAAGAAAGAAAGAGAGAAAAAAAAUGGAAGAGAUGGGGAUUGUGAUAGUGGGAGGUGGCAUUGCAGGCCUCGCGACUUCCCUUGCCCUUCACAGGAAAGGUAUAAAGAGCGUAGUGUUGGAGAGGGCGGAGUCAUUGAGAUCGGACGGAGCAGCUCUCGGCGUUCAGACAAAUGGCUGGAAAGCUCUUGAACAGCUCGGAGUCGCCCAUAUCCUUCGCCUUUCUUCUCUUCCCUUUUAUCAGAUCCGAAGUGUGCUUGUUGAGAAUGGGAAGCGAUAUGAAUCGGCUGCACCUGUCUCGUAUGGGGAAGCGAGGUGUAUUAAAAGAAAUGAUUUGGUCAAGGUAUUGGCUGAUGCUCUUCCCCAAGGAACCAUCCGUUUCGGAUGCCGAGUUGCCUCGGUGAAACUCGAUGAAACGACGUCAUUUCCCAUUAUCCGUGUUCAAGAUGGGACGAAUAUCAAAGCAAAGGUUUUGAUUGGGUGUGACGGGGCGAAUUCAGUGGUGGCCGAGUUUCUACGGCUGAACCGGACAAAAGUGUGCGCAUCACGUGCGGUGAGGGGAUUGACGAGCUAUCCGAAUGGACAUGGGUUCCGACACGAGUUUGUAAGAAUCAAGACGGACGAUGUCUUGUGCGGAAGACUUCCCAUCACCGCCCAUUCCGUCUUCUGGUUCGCCCUUGUUCCAAACUGUUCCGCAGACUCAAAGAAUUUCAAAGAUCAAGAAGCGGUCCAGAAACUGACACUCAGAUCGAUCAAAGAGCUCUCGGAGGAAUGGAAAGAGAUGGUGAAGAAAUGCGAUAAAAGCUCGUUGUACAUGAGCAGCUUGAGAUACCGAACACCAUGGGAGAUACUGUUCGGAAAAUUCCGCACAGGGACAGUGACCGUGGCGGGAGACGCGAUGCAUAUGAUGGGGCCAUUCCUCGGACAAGGAGGCUCGUCCGCACUAGAGGACGCGGUCGUGAUGGCGAGAUGCUUGGCCGAAAAAAUUGAGAAAUGUGGAGACAGUAGAAAAAGGAUAGAGGAAGGGAUUGACGAGUACGUGAGAGAGAGGAGGAUGAGACUCUUUUCGCUUUCUACGCAGACCUAUCUUACGGGUUUGUGUAUCGAAUCGUCAUCUCGAGUCGUGAAGUUGAUGUUUAUGGUAUUUGUUAUGGUUUUGUUCUUCGAUCCGAUUCAUCACACUCGUUAUGACUGUGGUCGACUGUAACCUAUUGGAUCUCAUCAUUGUGUUCGUAAUA